AUGAGUGAAGACUAUGGCUCCUUCCGUUCGGGGCGGGAGCUGCGGGCCGGCGUGCUCAUGUGGCAGGUCUGUUCCCCAGUGUUGAUUGUGCUGGGAACCAUCGGAAACAUCAUCACCAUUAUCGUGCUGUCCAAACCGCGCUUUAACCGGUCCGCAUCUACCGUGUUCCUGCUAGCGCUUGCAGCCGCCGACCUCAGCAUGCUUUACAUCGGUCUUCUCCGCCAAUGGGUGAAGUAUGCGUUUGACUUUGACAUCCGACACGCAUCCGAAGCCGUUUGCAAGAUGCACUGGUGGCUCAUGUACGUCAUGUCGGACUGGACGGUAUGGACACUUACUGCUAUCACCGUGGAGCGCCUGGUCGCGACACUUUGUCCAUACAAAAGCAAGCGAAUCUGUUCGAAACGACUUGCUCAGGCUUCUGUUGGUGGCAUUGUUUUGUUGGCUUUACUGGUGAACUGUAACCUGUUGUAUGGGUUUGGAGAUGUUGACAUUAUUGAAGGAAAUUCGACGAUCACUUUGUCAUGCAUUCCAGUCAACGACAGCUAUGCUCGUUUCUUCGGUAAAAUAUGGACAUGGAUCGAUUUGUGUAAAUUUUCAUUGGUUCCUUUCGCAAUACUGUCUGCGGGGAAUGUAUGUAUCAUAUACAAACUUCUUCAAAGUCGGCGAAAAGUUGGAAAUGGGAUAAGGCCAGCGAACCAGGACGCCCCAAGAGACAAGACUUCCAACAUGUCGGUGGUAUUGGUGUGUCUGAACUUCAUGUUCAUUAUCUUUACCCUGCCUGUAUCUGUCUACUUCAUAGGCGAGCCUUAUUGGAUCCCGUCAGACGUGCCACGCGCUGUCCAGCUGCAGGACCCCUGGUGGGCCGUCGUGAACCUCGCCAUGUACACGAACAACUCGUGCAACUUCGUGUUGUACUGCCUAACGGGCUCCAGGUUCCGGGAGGAGGUGAAGAGGCUCUUCCGGAUAUUGAGAUCCCGUAUUCAGCCCGACCGCGUGUGGACCACGCCCGCCAAUCGCACUAUUAACGUCUCCGGUACUUUAUAA
Mya arenaria is the source of this 1044-nucleotide messenger RNA. Its product is annotated as G-protein coupled receptor daf-37-like. The record is from RefSeq and is a predicted model, not a curated record. Gene Ontology annotation, molecular function: G protein-coupled receptor activity. Gene Ontology annotation, biological process: G protein-coupled receptor signaling pathway. The transcript has a single exon. Lineage: Eukaryota; Metazoa; Mollusca; Bivalvia; Myida; Myidae. Bases 1 to 1044 code for a protein of 347 amino acids. Gene Ontology annotation, cellular component: plasma membrane.